UUGUGUGAGGUGGGUGGAGUGGAUGUGUUCCUCCUCUUUGACACGCAUGGCUGAAGUCGUUUAUGUAAAUGCAUGAAUUUAAUUUUCAAAAGGACGGCCCUUUCCUUUGCCCAAUGAAAAUGAACCGCGGCCGACACCUGGCUAUAAACCCAGGAAGGGAACCCAAAACCCCAAUCAGAAAUCUGCAGAAAAGCACCCACAGAAUCGCAGCAUUGCGCAGGCAGGCAGGCAGGCAGGCAGACGAGCAGCAGACACGGCGAUGACUUCCAGUAAGAUCGAGAUCCCCGGAGAGCUGAAGAGCGACCCCGCUGCUCUCAUGGCAUCCCUCCAGCUGAUGCCCUCGCCGGUGCCCAACCCGGAGAUCAAGCACUCAAAGAUUUUCAUCAACAAUGAGUGGCAGGACUCCGUCAGUGGAAAGGUCUUCCCCGUCCACAACCCUGCUACUGGUGAGCAGAUCUGUGAGGUCCAGGAGGCAGAGAAGGCUGACGUUGAUAAAGCGGUGCAGGCGGCUCGCCUCGCCUUUUCUUUGGGCUCUGUUUGGCGAAGAAUGGAUGCGUCUGACAGAGGAAGACUGCUGUCCAAACUGGCUGACCUGGUGGAGAGGGACAGCGUUUAUCUAGCAACCAUUGAGUCUCUGAACAGUGGGAAGCCCUUCCUGCCCACCCUGUUUGUCGACCUCCAAGCAACCAUAAAGACUCUGAGAUACUUCGCUGGAUACGCAGACAAGAUCCACGGCACCUCCAUCCCAAUGGAUGGAGAGUAUCUGACAUUUACCCGAUAUGAGCCCAUUGGAGUCUGUGGACAAAUUAUCCCUUGGAACUUCCCUCUGAUGAUGACAGCAUGGAAGCUGGGCCCAGCCCUCGCAUGUGGAAACACUGUCGUCCUGAAACCUGCUGAACAGACACCGCUCACCUGCCUUUACAUGGGAGCUCUCAUCAAAGAGGCUGGGUUUCCACCGGGAGUCAUCAAUAUUUUGCCAGGAUAUGGGCCAACAGCAGGAGCUGCAAUUGCUUCGCACAUGGGCAUCGACAAAGUGGCUUUCACAGGAUCAACUGAGGUAGGCAAGCUGAUCCAGGAGGCGGCGGGGAAGAGUAACCUGAAGAGAAUAACACUGGAGUUGGGAGGAAAAAAUCCCAACAUCAUAUUUGCAGAUGCAGAUUUGGAUCUAGCAGUGGAGCAGGCGCACCAGGGUGUAUUUUUUAAUGCGGGCCAGUGCUGCACUGCAGGCUCUCGCAUCUACGUGGAGGAGCCCAUAUACGAUGAGUUUGUGCGGAGGAGCGUGGAGCGGGCCAAAAGGAGGAUAGUCGGCAGUCCUUUUGACCCCACAACUGAGCAAGGCCCACAGAUCAGCCGGGAGCAGCAGAACCGUGUGUUGGAGUACAUCCAGAGUGGCAUCAGUCAGGGAGCAAAGCUGGAGUGUGGAGGCAAAGCUGCAGGCUUGAAAGGGUUCUUCAUUGAGCCCACGGUUUUCUCUAAUGUGAGGGAUGACAUGCGCAUCGCCAGAGAGGAGAUUUUUGGACCAGUCCAGCAGAUCAUGAAGUUCAAAACAAUUGAAGAAGUGAUAGAAAGAGCCAACAACACAGACUAUGGUUUGGUUGCUGCUGUAUUCACCAACAACAUCAACAAAGCCAUGACCAUUUCCACAGCCAUGCAGGCCGGCACCGUCUGGAUAAACUGCUUCAACGCUCUGAGCACGCAGUGUCCAUUUGGAGGAUACAAAAUGUCUGGCAAUGGACGUGAAUUGGGAGAAAGCGGCCUGAAGGAGUACACAGAAAUUAAGACCAUCACCAUGAAGAUGGUCGCCAAGAACUCUUAAGGCAGCUACGCUUUUCUGAGAGAAGGCAGUGUCUUCCUCAUCCCUGCCUCCUGUCAGACCGUCCACCUCGGCAAACCACAGCAACCAUCAAAACUAGCUAUCUUCAUGGUAACUACAGGCUGUUCUCCUUCGCUGCCUGCAGCCCCCGCCCCACACCCCCCGUCAACUCGGCCCAGCAGUCAGCCUUUUCCUGUCCAGCUAUCUCCAGGUCUCAACUGACAACCACUGAACAAGCACCCACUCUGUAUACCUCCUCCACUAAAUACACGAAAGCACUCAGAGACGAUGAGUCAGGCUGCCCCCGAAUAUCAACACCCGUUACCAUUCAUCACACGAUCUUCUCCCCAGAUGCUGGACGCUCAGAGACUCAGUCGCCGCACUUGCAAUAAGCCCUUUUCUAGCGACCUAACAUGUUUUUGGAGCCAGUUCUUCUUUGUAUUGUGCGGUAUGAUUGUCAAAACCUCAUGUGUCAUUGUUUCAUUCAAGACCACUGAUGUUGUCGCCCUCAGACAUGAAUGGAUAAAAUGUUAAUUCAGAAUUAAAAUUGAUUUCUUAUUGUCUGUGUUUAUAUUUUAGCUUAUAUGACCUAACACUGUAUGUAAACCUCUGACCGCCAUGAACGUGAAAGAUUUAAACUCUUAAAGCUUUUUACUCUCACCUGCUAAAAGAGGAGUAGAUGUAUUUUAAACUUUAUGUAACUGAUUUUCAUUGAUGUCCAUCUAUGUUAAUGUUUAUGUUUAUACAAUCAUAUGCUAUAAAAAUAUAAAAUGACUGUAGUUUUUUUUUUUCAGUAAAACAUUUUUGUUCCCUUGAUAAUGUUUGAGUGUUCACUUCAUUAUCAGAGUUCAGUAUCAACGGCCCAGCUGUCUGCUAUCACAGAUUUACAAACGUCCCUUUCCCAGUAUAGCUCUAGCACCAGUCAACAUAGCAGAUAUAUCCAUCAUCUAGACAUCAUUUGUUGAACUGUAUGCUAAAUACAUUGGUCAUGUCAUACAAGUUAAAAUUUAAUCUGAUUUAGUUCAAAGUUCUCCACAAAAUACUUGUCACCACUGACAUAAUGUACCAUAUGUGUUUUGCCAACAGCAGAACCUGCGUUCACUCUCCUGCUGCAACAGACGACUGCUUCUGUACAGUCGCUCUCUCAGUUGGGGGUCGUCCCACUCCAGCCCUCCAUCUGGCUUUGGGGGUGACCUUUCCACUCCUACAAUCCCACAUCUCCAAACAUUUGUUUUAGGCCUGUUUGGCUGAAGACGGAAAGAAAAAUAAUUAAAUUAUGAAUAAACCACUGGCUCGUUCUAAGAAGUUACAUCAACACUAAAGUACACUGGUAUAUUUUUUUCACAACACCAGGCCUAGUCUUGUGUACUCAACUGGUCACAUGCUCUACAUACA
Molecule: messenger RNA, 3208 nt
Organism: Cololabis saira (Pacific saury)
Lineage: Eukaryota; Metazoa; Chordata; Actinopteri; Beloniformes; Belonidae
Gene: aldh1a2
Product: aldehyde dehydrogenase 1 family, member A2
Exons: 13
Coding region: 260-1816 (518 amino acids)
Molecular function (GO): aldehyde dehydrogenase (NAD+) activity
Source: RefSeq, a predicted model, not a curated record